Molecule: messenger RNA, 2049 nt
Organism: Diatraea saccharalis (sugarcane borer)
Lineage: Eukaryota; Metazoa; Arthropoda; Insecta; Lepidoptera; Crambidae
Source: the annotation of a GenBank genome assembly
UAUCAGUGCUGUUACGUGUUAUCAGUAUCUUCCUCAUAAUAUUAAGUAGUUUUCUACAGUGAUAUUAUUUAUAAUGUGUUAUUUAAAACAUGACCAAUGCUUCGAGUAUGUAAAUUAACCAGUGUCCGCUGAUAAAUAUUAAUGGAUAUAUAUUAAUUGAUAUGUAUGUUGAUACAUAUUAAUUGUUAUAUUUAUUGUUAGUUUGAGUAUUGGGGGGUCAACUAGAAAAUUAACUAAAAUGAUGUUACGUGGGCAAAAUUGGCCCUAAGUAAAUUACUUACUAGAAAUUUAAGGUUUUUCCUUAUAUAUUACUGGAAAUCCUUGCAUGCACACUAUUUUUUAAUUAUUUUAUUAUAAACAAAUAUUGAAUAAAUCAAACUCAAUCUUCAUUCGACACUUGAUUUCAAGUAUUAAAUAAAGUCACUAGCAGCUCAAAAAGUGCAGCUUUUCAUAUGCAUGAUAUAUAUCAGAUAGAAGUUGAAUAUCGGAUAUUUUGAUAUUUAUUUUAAAUAUCAGAUUUUUGCAAACCCUGAAAUUAACACAUGAACACAGAGAACAUACUCACUGAAAUAAAUUUUUUGAUAGCGCUUGUUAGAUUAUAAAAUCUGUUUAUUAAUGAUUAUUUUUUUUUAAAUAUGAUUGAUUAUACAUUUGUCAAUAUUGUUUAAUUUUUUUACAGAUUCAUUUAAUGAAUCGGUUUCAUCAAUAUUAGAAAGAAAAGUAAGGGGUUGGCUUAGUGGUGUGAUUGACGAUAUGAGACGUAGAAGUCCUGUACAGCAAUGGUUGGAUUCCCUACCGCCUGAAACUGUAGAUGAAUCUGGGAAACAAGAUGAAGAGGCACAGAUAGUUGAGACUAAAUCAGAGAUAAGUAACCAAGAAGAAACAGUUACAGAGGAUACAGUUGUUGAAUUGAAUGCUGAACAGACUGUAGUUGAUGAAUCUGGAGAUAAGUCAAAUGAUGACAGGACAUUAGAAGUGCCUAACUCCAAAGAAGCAUGGAAGAGAAAAUCUUUAGAGAGUGGUAUGCCUAGUUGUACUCCUAAAAGUAAGAACAUAAAAAGACUGCAAAGAGACCACUCUGUGCAAUCUGAAGGUUGUUCACCAAGGUUAAAAAAUCCUUUGUUCAGAGAUUCUUCCCUACAGUCUGAUGCAAGUGGAUCUAGUAGUAGUUCAGUUUUGAAUGUGCUGGGGGCAAGAAAAGUAGAUGCUGAGUCAGUUUUACUAGCUUUAGGAUUUGGGCCAAGUGAAAAGCAACAGAAACUGCAGAGAAUUCCAGACAGAUUCCUAGUGCCAUCAAAACUUAAAGGCAUUAGUACUGAAGAAUUCAUAAAAAAUGAGCACCAUUCAAUGCGGAUGCAUGAUUGCGGAAUUUUUGGAUACAGAGGUUUAACAGGGAAUCCUCAUGUUCCACCGUCGACAAUUGUAGCUAAAAUUAUGGAAUGUAUACUGAAUGUGGAUGCGACCCGCGAGGAGUCGUCGACCCAAAGCCGUCACUCUAUUGCGGAUAUGAGGUCCGACACACAGGGAAUCCUUGCAUCGCGAUUUCUCUAUAAGUGAUCUCCAAUAUAAAAUAGAGCUGGGUGUUUUAUAAAUAAAUUUUGGUUCUGAACGAUUGUACUUACAUUAUUAUUACUUCGAAUAGAAGGAUUUCUCAAAAAUUGAGUCACAGUUAACGUUAACAAAAAAUUUGUUCUUAGACAAAAUAAAUAAAUCGACAAAUGUACACUUAACACUAACGCUAUAUUAAUAUUAAGUCGAUAUAAUUUUCUUUGAACAUAUGUCGAAAUGUAAGUUUACGCAGUUACGUUUUGAAAAUAAUUUGAGAUCUUAUGAUAGAAUCUUUAUAUAAUAAAGAUAUGUUUAUAUUAUGUAACCGACAUUGGUCGGGAGUUGCGUUUAGGUAUUAUCUUUAUUAUAUCACAUCUGAACGAUAUAAAUUCAUAAUAUUGCCAUUUAUAACAGCGUGGUAGCAAAUUCCAAUAAUCCCGUUAUUUAGAGUUAAUGACUAUAUUAAUUGGAACCGCGGUCCUAGUUGCAGGAUUGUUUAAU